This is a messenger RNA of Sarcophilus harrisii (Tasmanian devil), 2485 nucleotides long. It is a transcript of the gene BIN2, whose product is annotated as bridging integrator 2. The record is from RefSeq and is a predicted model, not a curated record. Gene Ontology annotation, biological process: podosome assembly; plasma membrane tubulation; phagocytosis, engulfment. Gene Ontology annotation, cellular component: phagocytic cup; podosome; cytoplasm. The coding region runs from base 723 to 2090 and encodes 455 amino acids. The transcript is spliced from 12 exons. Gene Ontology annotation, molecular function: phospholipid binding; protein binding. Lineage: Eukaryota; Metazoa; Chordata; Mammalia; Dasyuromorphia; Dasyuridae.
GGGAGAAAAUGCGCUGCACGAGGCUUUGCAAAGGGGAAUGCUGAAAAGUGCCUUUGGGUGGCUUUUGAAAGUAAAAAGCCAUUGCUAAAAAUUUUAAAGAAAGGGGAAAAAGCUCUAAAGGCGUCCUGGCUCCAGUUAGGGCAGACGCGGGCCGCGUGGGCCGGCUAGUUUUAAGAAUGGGCUGUAGUUUCUUUUAGGUCAAUAUCAGUAAUGUAUCACCUAAACAGAAACUUGUCAGCUAUUUUUUUUUAAGUAUAAACUCGGAUUGGGGUCAGUGUUCAUAGGUGUGACCAGCACCGCUCCCAAAACAAAAGCUAUUCUCAAAAACGUCUAAGAGGAUGAAGGGGCCCUCAUCCGUGGUCCUACCUAAACAGUACUCUUUUUUAUCAUUAAGAGCCUAAAAAGGUCUUAAUUUUAAAUAGAGUCUCAAUAGAUGUGAUCCGCCUAAACAGAGGCUCCUUUCAGAAAAGGAGUCUGGAGAUCAAAAAGGUUCAGAGACGAUGAUCUAGUCCAACUCCUUCAUAUUAGAAAAGAAGAAACUAAGAAUCUAUUAGAAAAGAAGAAACUGAGAAUCAGAAGAUCAGGUGCUUCAGAAACUGGGGAAAAUAGCAGAAACCAAAGAUGAACAUUUUGAACAGGCUGCUCAAAACUUCUACCAGCAGCAGACUGAAGGCCAAAAACUACACAAGGACUUGAAACAUUUCCUUGAUGCUGUCAAAGUGAUGCACGACAGCUCGAUGAGACUGUCCCAGACUCUACAGGAGAUCUACAGCUCUGAAUGGGAGGGUUACAGGGACCUGAAAGUCAUUGCAGCGAAUAAUAAUCUCCUUUGGGAAGACUAUGAAGAGAAACUGGCUGACCAGGUCGUGAGAACUAUGGAGAACUACAUUUGCCAGUUCAGCGAAGUUAAGGAGAGAAUUUCUAAGCGAGGCCGGAAACUGGUAGAUUAUGACAGUACCCGCCACCACCUCGAGGCCGUGCAGAAUGCCAAGAAGAAGGAUGAGGCUAAAAUCCUCAAGGCAGAGGAGGAGUUCCAGAAAGCCCAGACAGUGUUUGAGGACCUAAACCGGGAGCUACGGGAAGAGCUGCCCAUUCUCUACAGCAGCCGCAUUGGCUGCUAUGUGACCAUCUUCCAGAACAUCUCCAACCUCAGAGAUGUUUUCUAUAAGGAAAUGAGCAAGCUGAACCAUGACCUAUAUGAAGUGAUGAGCAAACUGGAGAAGCAAUAUUCCAGCAAAGUCUUUGUGGUCAAGGGAGUAUCCAAGCAGCGAGGCUCCUUGGUCAUCUCAUCUCCCAUACCUAGAUCCAGUAUUUCCCUAACCUCUGGGGAGGGCAGCCCUCUGGCCUCCCCCAGCUGUCCUUCUCCUACAGAUUCUUCUCCUAGAAGUCUGUCUCCUGAAAGCCCCCCUCCCAGAAGUCCCUCUCCUGCGAUACCCAUUGCCACAAGCCCUUCUUCCACCAACACCUCCCUCCUUUCCUUGAAGAGGGAAAGAGAAUCAGCCUCUGAAGAAGAAAAGGCUCCAGCUGUGGAGCUCACCCAGAAGGAAGAUUUCCCUGAAUUCCAAGAGGACCCCUUUGAUGAAGAGAAAACAGGGGACGAGGAUCACUCCAGUGUUGAGGAAAAGUUUGUGCCUCCCUGCAAUGGCCCGGCUGGGUCCCGGCCCUCUUCUGUGGCUGAGGACGAGCUGCAAGCCGGAGGACCCCCUCCUGACCCGGCCCCUGUCUCCAUUGGAGUCCCGCCUUCUCCCAAGGAUGAAGAAUCAGGCCCAAGGGAGAGAGCGCCUAGUUUCCAAUCUGUGAUGGUAGCUGGUGAGGCAUCUCCUCCCGCGCUCCAGGGCCCGGGGCCCUGCCCUGAUCCCAAACCGGCUGAGCCACCCGGGGCUGGCACACCCGGCCUCAGCUCAGGGGACAGCAGCGCCAGAAGCCUGGAGCAGCGCUUCCCUGCGCCACCCGGCAGGCAGGUUUCUUAUGAACUUGGCACAAAAGAAGAGGUAAUUAGUGAGGAAAAUAAGAACUCAGACCAGAGCAAGAAGCGGGAUUCAGACAUUCCCCUUCAGGUGAAGGAAUGUCCGCAAGAAGAAGAAAAUUGAGUAAGAACUUUGUCCAUGAUCCCCACAGCUUCCCAAACUGGGAAGUGCCAGUUGUGAGAACAAGAAGCCAGCUGGUCCAGGAGCCACAGUCCAGGCGGCCUCCCUCUUUGGGCAGUGGGAAUGCUGGCCCUCAGGGGAGUCAGGGAAGAAAGUUUGACCCAGAGAAUAGUUCAUCCAAACUGGGGAGUUGUUAGCAUGAUAAAAGCUGGUUUUAAUUAUCUUUUUUAGUGAAGGGGGGUUUAGGGAUUGGAACAAAAAGCACACACAUCACAGAGACUUCUGUACUCAUAUAGAAACACAUACUGUGAUGGAGAUUAAAACAGUUGUGCAUGAUUUAAAAGGCCAGAAGGUCGGUUUUCAGUGUUAAAGACAAAUAAACUAACUGUGGUUCUGAA